AUGACACUGAACAAAGCUAUCUCGGAAACAGCCUCUUGCAAUACCACCAUUAUUACUACCGAAGGAAAGGUGGGCUCGAUCGUUGUGCACGAUGGACCACGCCCUACACAGCAACCAAUGGCUGCUUGGAAGUCGGGAGCAGAGGGACGCUGGGGCUGUGGUUGCCGCACUCGAGAUGGCGUUGCACGAGAACAGGAGAGGUAG
This is a messenger RNA of Gongylonema pulchrum, 204 nucleotides long. NCBI's taxonomy places the organism in Eukaryota, Metazoa, Nematoda, Chromadorea, Rhabditida, Gongylonematidae. The record is from the annotation of a GenBank genome assembly.